AUCCCAUAACAUAAACAUAUACCUAUCUUGUUCAUUACACAUCACACUCACCUCAUUGGUGUGAAACCUCUUCUUAUCUCAUCUCACCUUGCCAACCAUUCUUUUGUUUCUACUUCCAUUUCCACUCUCUUCAAUUCCACACACCUAAAACAAAAACAUUCACCAACAUCACUCUCCAAAGUCCAAACCCUUUCAACUCAAAUCUCAACACACCCACACUAUAUAUAAACAGAUUACAACAAGAAAAAAAGAAAACCACUCUCUAAACACACAACACAGAAACCCAAUAAACAAAAAUAUGAGUGCUGUGAAUCUUAACACAUGGACACACUCCAAUUUCAUGUUCAAUCAAGUUACUGCUACCAGAUUCAGAUCCAGAUCCACAUCCCCAUCUUUCUACUUUACCAAAAUACCCUCCACCAUUAAACCACAACAAACCCAUAACCAAUUCAUGAACUCCAACUCUUCCUUCUCCGUUUCAGCUUUGCUCACUAAACAAGAAACAAUCGAAACCGAAGAGAAACCAGUUUUCGAUUUCAAAUCCUACAUGAUCGAAAAAGCUACUAGGGUUAACAAAGCCCUAGACGACGCCGUUUCGUUACGCGAGCCUCUCAAAGUCCACGACGCUAUGAGAUACUCUCUCCUCGCCGGCGGGAAGCGCGUCCGCCCCGUUCUCUGCUUAGCCGCUUGCGAACUCGUCGGAGGCACCGAAUCCAUGUCGAUGCCGGCCGCCUGCGCCGUCGAAAUGAUCCACACUAUGUCGCUCAUCCACGACGACCUCCCUUGUAUGGACAACGACGAUCUCCGCCGCGGAAAACCGACUAAUCACAAAGUCUACGGAGAAGACGUCGCGGUUCUCGCCGGAGACGCGUUACUCGCUUUCGCCUUCGAGCAUAUUGCCGUUUCUACAUCCGGCGUUUCUCCGGCGAGAAUCGUCCGCGCAAUCGGAGAGCUCGCGAAGUCGAUCGGCUCCGAAGGACUCGUCGCCGGUCAAGUCGUCGAUAUAAACUCCGAAGGUUUAUCCGAUGUGGGAAUAGAGAGGCUCGAGUUCAUUCACCUCCAUAAAACCGCUGCGUUGUUAGAAGGUGCCGUAGUUCUCGGUGCGAUUCUCGGUGGUGGUUGCGAUGAAGAUGUUGAAAAACUGAGAAAAUUUGCUAGGUAUAUAGGUUUAUUGUUUCAGGUUGUUGAUGAUAUUCUUGAUGUCACGAAAUCUUCGCAAGAAUUAGGUAAAACGGCUGGGAAAGAUUUGGUGGCUGAUAAAGUUACUUAUCCAAAGCUUUUGGGGAUUGAAAAAUCUAAAGAAUUUGCUGAGAAAUUGAACAGGGAUGCACAGGAUCAGCUUUCUGGAUUUGAUUCUAGGAAAGCUGCUCCUUUGAUUGCUCUGGCUAAUUACAUUGCCUAUAGGCAAAACUAAGUUUUUUUUGUUGUAAUAUUGAAUUAAACAGUUAAGGAGUUUUAGAUUUAUCAGAAUCAUUUGCAAUUGGGGAAUGUAUAGAAUAAUUAAAUGGUCCCAUUUUUACC
Messenger RNA from Vicia villosa (hairy vetch), 1521 nucleotides. RefSeq names its product geranylgeranyl pyrophosphate synthase, chloroplastic-like. Gene Ontology annotation, biological process: isoprenoid biosynthetic process. The transcript has a single exon. The record is from RefSeq and is a predicted model, not a curated record. Gene Ontology annotation, molecular function: geranylgeranyl diphosphate synthase activity. Lineage: Eukaryota; Viridiplantae; Streptophyta; Magnoliopsida; Fabales; Fabaceae. Bases 299 to 1414 code for a protein of 371 amino acids.